UAUCAGUACUUCGUAUCGUAGUAUAUAUGUACAAUAGUCAGGAUUAUACUUUGUGACUCUUAAUAAUAUGAAGAUCAUUAGACAAUUGUUUCUUUUUCUGGUUUUUCUCUGGACAACGAAAGCUUUUUCCCAUCUCACUCCAAUUCCGACUGAGCAUUUUCUGUUGCAUGAAACUUUAGACUAUCUCGGGAACUACCAUGUCUAUUGGAAGUUUAACAAAACACACAUAACAUUCGAAGUACACGUGAAAACCAGAGGCUAUGUUGGAUUUGGAAUUUCUCCUAAUGGUAAAAUGUAUCCUUCCGAUGUAGUUGUAGGUUGGGUGAAAGAUGGAGUUCCACAUUUGUCUGAUAUGCACACUGUCGGUCACGUCCAACCAGUUAAUGAUACUUCUCAGGAUUGGACACUUUUGCAUGGGGAAGAGAAUAAUUUUGGAACAGUGCUUAAAUUUGAAAGACCUUUGACCACAUGUGACAAUAAUGACACGGAUAUCGUUGAUGCCACUAUGCGAAUAAUAUUUUCUUAUCAUCCUGAUGAUCCAACCAACGAUAAUCAUAUGCCCUGGCACGGUGCUACAAGAAGAGGCGCUAAAAGCAUGAUGUUAUUAUCAACAUCGAAACAGUAUAAACUUCCGAAUGAUAGUCAGACUAAAGAUCUGGUCCAUCAUCAAUUUAAUGUCCCAACUAAGCGCACAACCUAUCAAUGCAGAGUCUAUUCGUUGGAUGACAUUACCACCAAACAUCAUAUGAUAAAGUUUGAGGCAGUAAUACAGAAAGACCAUGAACCAUUUGUACAUCACAUGAAUGUUUACAAGUGUCAUAAUUAUCCACGAAAGUAUAUUGGGACAAAUUUUGAAUGUUACACUAGUCCAUUAGAUAUGAUGCCUUGUGGACAUGUUGUAGCGGGUUGGGCCGUUGGUAGUGGUCCCUUUAAUUUCCCACCAAAUGUCGGCUUACCACUUGGUGAAAAUGAAAAUGAAUAUGCAUACAUAAUUGAAAUACAUUACAACAAUCCUGGGGCUGUUACGGGACUUGUGGACAGCUCUGGAAUGAAAUUUACAUACACGUCACAUUUGCGUCAACACGAUGCAGGAAUAUUGACAGUUGGGAUGUACGAAAAUAAGCAGCAGAUUAUUCCCCCACAUUAUAGCGACUUCAAAAUACAGUCCGUGUGCUCGAAGGAAUGCAUAUCUAAGGCACUAACUGAUGCUUCCCUAGACGAAAUAAAAUUGUUUGCAGUAUGGCAGCAUGCCCAUUUACUAGCGAGGGGUAUAACAACUAGACAUCUCAGAAACGAUGUUGAACUGGAACCUAUAGCAGAAGAUGAACAUUAUGACUUUGACUACCAAGAAACAAGGCUCUUCAGAAAGGAAAUUCCUAUGAGAAAGGGGGAUAGUAUCAGAGUAGAAUGCACAUAUGAUUCAACUUUGAGGAAAAACAUAACAUAUGGAGGAUAUUCAACAGUAGACGAGAUGUGUUUCUCAUUUGUGUACUACUAUCCCCGAACAUCACUUUUUAUGACAAUCCAAUCUUUACUCUAUGAUACAAUUCCUCGUAAUACUUCAUUACUAUCGUAUACGUGGAAGAAUCCAAGCUCUCUUGAUGAUUUGGUCAAUCUGGUGAAAUCUUAUGACUGGACAGAUGACUCAGUUAGAAGUAAAUUUCAACAAGAUGUACUCAAUAGUACCAUGCGCAGUCGCUGCUACUGGUUACAACCCCCAUAUAUUGCUUGUCUUAGAGAUAUGACGAUCACUUCUCACUUGCUACUUUUUCUAAAUUGCAUUUUUAUUGCAAAUGCCAUUCAGCAAUUAGCACCGGUUCCGUUAGAACAUUUCCUUUUGCAUGAAAUUUUAGAUCAUCUCGGGAACUUUCAUGUGUAUUGGAAGUUUAACCAAACACAUAUAACGUUCGAGGUACAUGUAAGAACAAGAGGAUAUGUUGGCUUUGGUUUCUCUCCUAAUGGUAAAAUGUAUCCUUCAGAUGUAGUUGUUGGCUGGGUGAAAGAUGGAGUGCCCCAUUUUUCGGACUAUCACACUGUCGGUCAUUUACAGCCAGUAAAGGAUCUUUCUCAGGAUUGGACACUUCUCCACGGGGAAGAGAAUAAUUUUGGAACAGUUCUAAAAUUUGAAAGACCAUUGAGUACGUGUGACGAGAAUGAUACUAAUAUUGUUGAUGACACAAUGCGAAUAAUAUUUUCUUAUCACCCUGACGACCCAACCGACGAUAAUCAUAUGCCUUGGCACGGUGCUACAAGAAGAGGCGCUAAAAGUGUAUUAUUAUUAUCGACAUCAAAACAGUAUAAACUCCCCGAUGAUAGUCAGACCAAAGAUCUGGUCCAUCAUCAAUUUCAUAUUCCAUCUAAACGUACAACAUAUCAAUGUACAGUUUAUUCGUUGGAGGAUAUUACAACUAAACAUCAUACUAUAAAGUUUGAGGCUGUAAUACAAAAAAACCAUGAACCAUUUGUACACCACAUGAAUGUUUACAAGUGCCAUAACUAUCCACGAAAGUACAUAGGACGAAACUUUGAAUGUUACGCUGUUCCUUUAGAUAUGAUGCCUUGUGGAAAUGUUGUAGCAGGCUGGGCUGUUGGCAGUGGUCCUUUUCAUUUUCCUCCAAAUGUUGGCUUACCAAUUGGUGAAAAUGAAAAUGAAUAUGCAUACAUCAUCGAAAUACAUUAUAAUAAUCCUGGUGCUGUUACGGACAUUGUUGACAGCUCUGGUAUGAGGUUCACAUAUACUUCACACUUACGUCAGUACGAUGCAGGAUUAUUGACGGUUGGAAUGAGGGAAAAUCGUCAGCAUAUUAUUCCACCUCACUAUAACGAAUUCAAAGUACAAAUAGAGGCCACGAAGGAAUGUAUAUCAAAGGGUCUAACAGAUGCUUCAAUAGAUGAAAUAAAAUUGUUUGCAGUAUGGCAGCAUGCCCAUCUUUUAGGAAAAGGCAUUACAACAAGGCAUCUCAGAAAUGAUGUCGAACUGGAGCCUAUUGCAGAAGAUCAACAUUAUGACUUUGAUUACCAAGAAACAAGGCUCUUCAGAAAAGAAGUUCCAGUGAAAAAGGGUGAUAGUAUCAGAGUAGAAUGCACAUACGACUCUUCUUUGAGGAAAAACAUAACAUAUGGAGGAUUAUCAACUGAAAACGAAAUGUGUUUCUCGUUUAUAUACUAUUAUCCCCGGUUUCCAUUGUAUAUGACCAGUCAGUCUCUUAUUUAUGAUACCAUUCCUGGUCAUUCUUCAUUAUUAUCGUUUUCUUGGGAUGAUCAAAGCUCUCUUGAUGAAAUGGUUAAUCUAGUGGAAACUUAUGAUUGGACAGAUGACUCAGUCAGAAGAAGAUUCCAACAAGACGUACUCGACAGUACACUGCAUAGCACGUGCAGCUGGAAACAGUCACCAGUUGUAUGUUAA
This is a messenger RNA of Mytilus trossulus (common blue mussel), 3406 nucleotides long. RefSeq lists its product as uncharacterized. Lineage: Eukaryota; Metazoa; Mollusca; Bivalvia; Mytilida; Mytilidae. Gene Ontology annotation, biological process: octopamine biosynthetic process; norepinephrine biosynthetic process; dopamine catabolic process. The coding region runs from base 68 to 3406 and encodes 1112 amino acids. The record is from RefSeq and is a predicted model, not a curated record. The transcript has 20 exons. Gene Ontology annotation, molecular function: copper ion binding; dopamine beta-monooxygenase activity. Gene Ontology annotation, cellular component: secretory granule membrane.